Nematostella vectensis (starlet sea anemone) is the source of this 3548-nucleotide messenger RNA. Its product is annotated as allatostatin-A receptor. Gene Ontology annotation, molecular function: G protein-coupled receptor activity. Bases 947 to 2080 code for a protein of 377 amino acids. The transcript is spliced from 4 exons. NCBI's taxonomy places the organism in Eukaryota, Metazoa, Cnidaria, Anthozoa, Actiniaria, Edwardsiidae. The record is from RefSeq and is a predicted model, not a curated record. Gene Ontology annotation, biological process: G protein-coupled receptor signaling pathway. Gene Ontology annotation, cellular component: membrane.
CCAAAAAUAAGAACGGUCGGUCUGCUCUCAUUAACGUCGUUCUCCUUGGCAUUGCCACCAAUCGCUCUCAUCAUAAAAUGGAGGGGCUAGAAAAGUACUUAGUCCUCGCUUGCACAACUUCCUCCCGUUAACUAACAAAUCACGUUUAAAUUCACCUAAAUAACAUUAAUUUAACCAAACCUGUUUCGCAAGGCAAACUAAGACCGCGAAGACAAUACGGAAAGCCGAGUUUUCUCGUGACAAGAAAGAAACGGACAGCAGAUAAGGCACGAGCUUUCCAGGACAUCUCAGUUAACAGACACAUGCGUUUCCUGAUCAAGAAACAUUUGUUAGACUCUAGAUUGUACCAUGAUAAAUUUGUGGUAUUGUCUUUGUGACAGUUUUGAGGGCUGGCAUCUGUUUAAGGUAGAUCACUAAACAGUGUAAAUCGACCAAUACAUAAGGCAUUCUCGAAGGAUUAACAAUAAAGAGAUAUUGCGAGAAACACCCUUAAUAUUAAAAAAGAAGGCAAAAAUUCGCGAAAAAUUCAAAGUUAUAAAACGCCUUUUUCGAUGCAUCGCAAAACGACAGGCGGCGUAACAAUGAUUUUCCAAGAAAAGGAGCAAAUUGCACUCUUAAUCCUCGUGUGCCAGUCAUUUAUUCGCGUUUAUUCUCAGAAUUACAAGUGCAUAAGCAGCACUUGGGUUAAACUAAAAGACAUCACAAUUUGGCGCCGUUUGUGACGCGGUUUUAAUCUUUUUGCUGAUUGGAUAUCUAGCUGUUAAGCAGCGCUGAUUGGCUAACGAUAACUUGAUUAGUAAUAGAAAGACCGCUGAUAAUCAUUGAGUUGCCACAAACCUCCGGAUCUGGGUAAAAACCUUGCAUUCGCAACAACUUAACCUAAAAAAGACAGCUCUGAAAUGUUAAAAUCAAAAGAUAUCCAAGGCGAGCGAACCUAGAAUAUACAAUGCAGGUCUUCGCGAAUAUAAGCAAUGACACAGACGUGUGUGCUCUUCGUGAGAGAUCCAUGGGGAUUAAGAUCGGAGAAGCCAUCAUCUACUCGCUCAUUCUUUUCUUCGGAGUUCUUGGAAACUCCGUCGUCUUGAUCAUCGUUUACAAGAACCGUUCCAUGAGAACACCGGCCAAUUAUUUCAUUGCUAACAUGGCCUUCGCCGACCUUCUCGUGCCUAUUUUCUUGGUACCACGUGUUCUGACGCAAGUGUUUCUGGGUAAUGGCCGGUGGCUGUUCGGAGGUACGAUUGGUCUCGUUCUGUGUAAAGUCACACCGUUUAUGUAUGAUGUCUGUCUGAUGGUCUCCAUCCAUAGCCUGGUACUGGUGGCUUUUGAACGUUUCUGUGCGGUCGUGCGGCCAAUGAAGGCUGCGAUUCGUAACAUGAGACGCUGCGUCUCAAUCAUAGUAGCCACAUGGUUACUCGCCAUAUUAUUUCACGGCAACUAUUUCUACUGCCUGAAGCUAGUGCCGCAUGGGGGUGACUUCUACUGCAUCUACACUUGGGAGCCCCUGUACGACUCAAGAGACGUCACGAGAAAGACCUUCAUCCCUAUAUUAAUGAUAUUCUACUUCAUUCCUUUGGUCUCCAUAAGCGUGCUGUAUUGUAUCAUUAUCCUGAAAUUAAAGCAGCAGAAGAUCCCAGGAACGCGCUACGGAAAUAUGAUUGUCAACAGGCAAAGGCGAAUCGUAAGCACAUUUCGUAUGGUGAUGACUGUCGUUCUUGCAUUCUUUAUUUGCUGGACGCCUUCCAAGACCUACGCCGUCAUCAUCAUCUACAUCUGGGAAUUUAACAUCCCAUGUUGGAUCCCGUACUUCGAUGUUGAAAUAGCAGUCUACAUUCUUGCGUUUUCUAACAACGCUAUCACACCUUACAUAUACUUCAUAUUCAAUGAGAAUUACAGGAACGGGUUGAAGGGUUUACUGCCGUGGUAUGAGCGCCCUAUGGCUGUUUUCUCGCUGCCCAUGGGCGUUGGACAUAGUCGAAGCUCGAGUUUUCACACUGGUGCCAUCGCAACAAGGAUAAGCAACAAGCUACCAAGCAGUGCUGAGCUUGAUUCCGCAAAUAACCAAAAGCCAACGAGAGUUUAAGAAGAAAUCAGGAAGCACGGGUGGCCAGUGUGCCUAAAUUGGAGGUCCCGUAGCUGCACUACAGUAACCUGAACCGAAAGAACCACUGGGGACGCACUGGCAGUGACCACCCCCAGUGACAGUGCUUACAAACCGAGGGCCGUAUUUUAGAAAACUGUUAUAUUCGGUUAAAUAUAAUGCUACCCUCGAAAAACAAAGAUUAUUGAUAGAUCAGGACACGCAGCCCCCUCUUCUAUUUUCCCUUCCCCGCGCAACAACAAGUCAUACGAAGCCAUAUAUCAUCUAAUUCAAUAGAGAAUAACUGACAAUGUUCAACCAUUUAAUUGUGGAUGGUUGUUUAAAGUUUUCUUGCAAUGGUUAUUAACCUUAGUAAAUUAGGUUGUUGUCGACAUCCUUUAAUGAGUAAUAGGAUAUUUGCUGUACUCAGCGUUAUUACUGUGUAACACGAUUGUCAAAGGAAUCCUGCAAAGAAAUGUAUAGUGCUAUGCAAGAGCUAAUCAUAAAGCAACGUUUAAGAAACAUGUUAUGCUAUGACCAACAGGUCACGUAUUCAGUUGCAUAGAUUUGUAAAUAGAUGGUUAUUUUAAGAUUUCAUCACAUAAUUAUUAAAACUUCAAUAUCGCAUGGUUCACUAGAACGACACGGUCGGCGAAGCAAACCUUAAAUCAGGGGGAUGGGGUCAUUUUGAAAUGUUCGUCGCCCAUGAAGAAUUGUACAAUAUCUCCAAUUCAGAGUAUAGCAGCGCAGUACAAAAUAAGAAUUUUUUGUAGCAGCAGUAUAUAUAUAUACGCCAGGCUGCGCUGUUAAGUGAAUUUUGUAAACAUAAUAAAAGGGGGAUGGGUUCUAAACAUGGAUUACUAUGUAUCCAACGUAACUGAUAAAACUUGAUAAUAAAAAGGUAGUUGAUAAAUUGAUCAUAAUUGAUACCACGGUUAAAAUCAAUUAUCAUCAAUAAGAUCAUAAUUUUGAUUAUCAAUGUUAUCAAUUUCUAUCAAUUGUCGUUUUUAUAUCAACUGAUAAUAAUCUAGUGCCAAUAUUAAGUUUUAUCAAUUAGUUGCGUCGAUACUAUUGAUUAGCAAACUUAACCUAGUGUAAUAAGCCAAUACAUCCGCUCAAUUCGUUUCCUUGAGCCUGAUACUCAGGCUACGUUUCCUUUUGCGCGACGGAUGCCCUUCUUUGUUUACAAACAUGGUUAUUUUAACCAUACGGCGACAGCAUCGUAAUCAUAAAGCGUACUUUUCAAAGUAUUUUACUUCAUUCCCAACACUAUCCAUUUUUGUAAACAAAGCUUGGUCGAUCAGGCGAAAAGGACAAACUGUAUAUUUCAUAUAGUCUUUGCUCUAAUACAUUAUGUAGUAUUAUCACUUACAAACAGUUUGGAUGAUGCAGAUGAAGCUAUGUCAAACCAACAUUUUGUUUUAAUUGUACAUUUAAUUACACGUCCAAAAAGUAUAUGCCAUGCUCGGUA